AUGCCCCGACGAGCGCACAAGAAAUCGCGGAAUGGCUGUCUUGAGUGUAAGCGACGUCAUGUCAAGUGUGACGAAAACCGCCCGAUCUGCUCCAACUGCACCGCAUCAGAGCGUAUUUGCGAAUACGGGACGCGCUGGUUCUACACGACCCCAGCCCCAAGGCCCGGGCCUCCAACUGCAGCGCCGAAAUCGGGAUUAGGGCUAGGCCGGGGGCCUGGUAGCAGCCCCGGUGCCGCUACAUCUAUCGAGUCGUCGUCCCUGUCCUCGGCAAGCACAGAGGGUGGCACUAGUGCUGGCAUUGGUACUGGAAGUGACUCUAGAACCGGGUCAGAGAAUGGUAUAUACACUCCCUCACAAGCAGGGCUCUCUGACCAGCCCGUCAAUAUGCUCCACGUCGAGCUCUUCCACAAUCUCUACACUAAAACUUACCUCACCUUUGACCCAGGCCGGUUCAGCCCCGGACUGCCAGGCCUCUUCUCGUACUCCAUCACAACGCCCUACCUCAUCAACGAGAUGCUCGCGCUCAGCGCACUGCACAUGAGCACAUUACAUCCCGAUAAGAGGGACUACUAUCACUAUCACGCAGCGCAGCUCCAGACCCACGCACUAGCCAUCUUCAAGGACUCCAAUCACCAGGUGACGCAAGAGACAUGCGUUCCGCUCUUCCUCUUCGCCUCGAUCCUGGGGAUCCACAUGCUCUGCGACACCCUGAUCUACAGAGAGAACAAUAACGAUUUCAGCACUUUCCUCUCCCGCUUCACCCACUAUCUCCGCCUACACUAUGGCGUGCGCACAAUCCUCCGCGAGGCAUGGUUCCUCCUUCGCGCCGCCGACUCCAUCGUGAAACCAGCCCUGGACGCUGGAAUGACCCUGUACAAGUUCGACGGCCCACUUGAUCCAGCCCUCCAAGUACUCCUCGACCGCAUCACUGCGUCGAAACUGGGACAGGAUCUAACAGAUCUUUACCGGCAGGCCAUUGAAUCACUACAAAUAUGCACGAAUGUCGCGAAUGCAGGAGAUCAGCGGCAUGCGGCGGUCAACGGGGUGGUAGUCUGGCCGAUCCUGGUUCAGCCUGAGUAUGGGGAUGCUUUGGCUGCGAGACGGCCUGAGGCGCUGGUUAUUCUGGCUCAUUGGGCGGUGCUUUUGUGGCGGUAUAGGGAGACAUGGCUCUUUGGGGACUCGGGCGCGUAUAUUCUUGGGAGCGUGGUUGACUUGCUGGGUACUGAAUGGGAGGCCUGGUUGAGGGGGCCUAGGAGGGUUAUACAGGACGUUCAUAUGUAG
Aspergillus nidulans FGSC A4 is the source of this 1281-nucleotide messenger RNA. RefSeq lists its product as uncharacterized. The coding region runs from base 1 to 1281 and encodes 426 amino acids. Gene Ontology annotation, cellular component: nucleus. The record is from RefSeq and is a predicted model, not a curated record. Gene Ontology annotation, molecular function: DNA binding; DNA-binding transcription factor activity, RNA polymerase II-specific; zinc ion binding. Lineage: Eukaryota; Fungi; Ascomycota; Eurotiomycetes; Eurotiales; Aspergillaceae. The transcript is spliced from 2 exons. Gene Ontology annotation, biological process: positive regulation of transcription by RNA polymerase II; regulation of DNA-templated transcription; DNA-templated transcription.